CCCGGAUCUGGAUGCCCCAAGGGAUUAUUCUACCAACAGUGUUUUGCAGUGCGCAAACAGGCUUAUCCACACAGCUAUUCCACACCCAACCCCAAUUGACAUUUAGGUGUUGUCAUAGUGAAAUGGGUUUGUGGUGCUUGGACUCUAGUGUCUUUACAUCAGGAGGAAUACAGGCUGAAUGUGAGUGAAUCAGUUUGGAUCUAUGCAUUAAUCUUCUUUUAAACAUGAGAGAGAAAAACAGACACUGUGUGACUUUGUUUAAGUACGCGUAGCGUAUGUGUUGUCGAUACACAAUAUAGGAAGCUGACUGUUGUGAAAUUACUAGUCUAAGAUUUAUCAUGACAUUUCCUGUCCUACAUUCAAUUGUUACAGGUUAUCAUCUUUUUUGUUUUGUGUUAGUAAAUAGAAUUUUGUGUCAUUUUCAUAUGUGGUCUGAUUCAGUGGCACAGGAGCGAAAACAUUAGAUCUGCCAGGAUGUAAACUUGCUUUUGCAGUAGCUCCACUGGACCUUGGAUCUUGAGAUUGUUGCUCCACAUAAGUCCAGUGUGUUGAGGCCAAAUCUAUAAACAGUAUCAGGCGGAAAUAAUAAUGUGUAUAAGGCCAUAAAUCUUCAUUCAUUUGACAUCUCUGUGCUGCAAAUAUUAGAUUUGCAGGGGAGUGUGAAUCUAAUAUCUGUAUGCCUUCCUUACUAUAGCUUCAGUUCUUCCAACUGUGCAGAGUACUCAUCACAUACAAUUUAGAAGCAUUUGUAGGUGAGGGAUCAUAGAUUUUUCCUACUGGUUAGACAAGACACCUGUGCAGACAGUGAUGCUGCAGAUGGUUGAUUUCUGGUGUAUAUUUCAAAGUGCAUUAUGAGGUCCUUUUUAGUUUGUUGCUUUCAAGUAUAAAGAAGUGGCUGCUGACUCCAUAAAUAUCUCUUGGGGUUCUUCAACAAGCUGUUUUUGGUAUUAUGGAGCUGAGUAUUCUGCAGCUGAGAUCUGUUUCAGAAAAUUAAACCACUGCUUCUGUCAGCUGUUAUGCACAAAGUCACCUAUGUGUUUAAUUACCCUUGGCCUAGAUUACAGCAACUCUCUUUACUCCUGCCUUAUUUCAGAGUUUGACACCAGACAGAUCUCUUAAGGCACCAUCUGGAUAUCUGCAGUUGUGACAGAGUUCACAUCAGUUCAGUACAAGCCUCAAGGAGCUUCAGUUUUGGGGGUAGAUUUGCCUCUUUAUGACCUGAAUUCACAUCCUAAGCACCAGAGAGCCAGUAGGGACUUAAAUUUGUCAAAAUCUGAGACCACUAACUACUUCUAUUUUGUAUUUAUUUCAAAUAUAAUACAUUUUUCAUUUAUAUUUGAAAAGUCAGUUUAACAGUUUAAGUUAGUGGUAACAUCUCUGAGAAAUGUCUAUGAAUUCAAGAAUGGCGUGCUAUUUGUUUGCCCCCUUUUUGCUUUAAUGACAGCAGCUUUCAAGCUGCAUGGAUUUAUGCACAAAAAAAAGAACAUAAUAAAUGGCUUCAAAUGCCUCUAAAAUGCAAUGAGAAUAAACAAAUACAGAACAUAAUAGAUCCUGGAUAUGCUGUAAAUGGGAAAUGUACAGAAUAUGCAUUUGUUCAUGAUGAGUUAACUUGGAAGGAAACACAUCUUCUAAAAUAAAAAAGAGGUGACCAAGUGUUCCUGGACAGAUGAUAGUCCAUUUCUCACCGUCUACACACAUACAACCAACUGUCAUUCUAAACCUGUUAUUUCAUGUAACCCCAGAACGCUGUGGCUAUGUGCCAUAGAGCUUCUUUUCAUGUCAGAAAUGUUUGCCUUUCUUGGAGAAAAGUUGAUGACAAGUGGAAGUCUUUAGCCUCCUUUGGUCUUUUGAGUUUCAGGGGGUGUUUGGACUCAUGCUGCUGCAGUGUGAAUCGUUCUCCACAAACAUGAAAUCCAGAGGGUGGAGCAUGUCUCUGAAGAAUGCAGUAGCUGAUACACUCUGGUAUCAUUUUCUCCUCUCCAUGCACCCUUCAGCUAUUGCCACAAAUUUCUAAGAAGGAUUUGCCAAUAAAUGGGACUUUGUCCCUUUAUCCACACUGAAAUGCUCAUACAUCACAGCAUUUAGAAGUGGUUUAGAAGCCACUACUGGUCUUCUUGAACCACAACGUCUUCUUUUGACUGACCUUUUACUGAUUGUGUCUGUGAUUAAGUGGCUUUUUUUAUCCCUCAGUGAAGAAAACGAUGUAUAAUUUGUCUGACUGUGUGGUCACUAUUUUGUUGUUUUUUUACUGUUACAUCAAAACAACAUUAACCCUCUUGCAAAAAACGAACGAACAAAUAAACAAGCAAAUAAAUAAAUACAUAAAUAAAUGAAUCAAUGAAAAAAAAAAAAAAAAAGAAAGGACCCCAUUUGUCAGUGGUCGUUAAAGUCAGUCAUAGCCCAUAAGUGGAUAGUGUAAUAGUUGGUCUGCACAGCACAAUGUAAGUACCAGUCCAACAAAGAGGCUUCAGAGUGGGAUGGAAGGGAAAGUUGUCUUCUUAAUGAAUUGAAGAAAUGAGCCCCACAUCUUAAGGAAUUUAUUGUCUGAUUGUGUGGUCACUUUUGGUCUGUUUCCACAGUGUUUUUGAGUACCAUGCACUGCCCUUAGAAACCUUCACUCAGCUAUGAUUUUAAAUGCCCCUGUUUGCGCAGAAGAACAGUCUGACUUAUGACACUUUGUCUUAGUUUUGAUUCCAUGUUUCCCGCUACCAAAAGGUUAUCAUGUACACACUGUAUAACCACCACUAAAAUCUGACCUUUUUAUACAAAGAAGUCAACAUGAUCAGUACCAUUAAUCUGUUUCAGGUUGAUUGCUAACCUUGAAAUACUGCAGAAUCUUAUUAUUUCUUCAUAUUAAAUGUGAUUUAAAAUUUUUGUGUGUUUCCAAAUCCUCAAGCUUUUAAAUUAUUACCAGGUUUACAUAACAAUAUGACAGAUUUUCCACUGUGUUUAAAAUCACACUCCUGCCAACCUACAUAAUGUGACAGCUGGUAUCUAAAGUGCAGAGUGUAAUCUUUUGUCACUGAUGUAUGACUCAUAUCCUUCUGUUUGGGUUGUGAAACUGAAUCCAUCAACAAAUAUAAAAAACAUACUUGUUGCUCUCUGACAGAAAAGCAGCUGUUAACGCCUCCUCCCACUGACUCAACUUUAACUGUUGCAUGUCCUGCCUUUGGACUAGUCUUUGUGCCUGUAGUGCAGAAUGGAAUCUGGUGGCCACUCUUCAUACCAAGAAUAGGAGGCCAGACGUUACCAUCAUAGUGUGAGAAUGUCCCAGCUGUUGACUUGAUAUGGUUAGGAACCACAGCCAAACACCAAGCAAGGCCUGCUUCUUAUCAUCUGUUUGGAUGGAGUGUGACAGCUCUGGAGGUGGUUUCCCACACCUUCUUUCAAACAGAAAACACUGUUAGAUGAGUUGCAUCUUGGUGUUGGAAUGCAAGCAAAAAACAAAAAGUCUAGAAGAUAAAAUAGAGCCUGUGUUUUAUUUGAUCACGUGCUGAUAUUCACUGUAUUUCCAGUAAACUGUAAUUUGAUCUGCAGCAAUUAGUCAUUGAUCUUAGUUCAUCAUCAUGUGUUACUCUACACCUGACAUGGUAUCAUCUGUAUAUACACUGGGGAUACUGCUACUGUUUGGACCGGACUAGAGGACCGAAGAGGUGCAAGUGAGAAACUGAUAUCAAAUUAAAAUGGCAAAGGCAUGCACAGCCAUCUGUAAUUCCAUCUAUAUUUUUAGAAUAAAUAUUCAGACUAACGGAGGAGGUUUUAUGAAGAUUUCUUGCACAGUGGGGCUACCUUGUGGAAGUUAAUUUACUCGGUACUUGGAUGCAAAUAUUUUAGAUUUUUACAUUUUUUUUUUGAGCAGAUGUUUUUAUUGCAUAGUGGAAUUCUAAUUUUUAAAACUCAGCUUUUAAAAAGGAAAACAAAAAUCUUAUGUGACGGUGUGUGUAUUGCUUGCUCACAAUAAAUCACUGAUUGGUUUACCCGUUGAUCAGUAGCAGUUGACUUGAUGACUUCUUAGUUAUCAAAUUAAAUUGUAAAAAUCAAACCAAUUUACUGUAGAACCCAUCUACAAGGUCAGUUACUUGUCUGGCCAAUGCAGGAGAAUGCUCACUAAUGUGGUCAGAGGUUAGUCAACAAGUGACUUUAUUUUAUAAUUGUAUUUAUUGACAGUACAUUAACUGUAAAUAGUUUUGUUGACACAGAAACCUGAAAUUCAGUCUGUCACAGCAUUAAAUAAUCUUCUAAUGUAAGACUGCACCCAUGCAGCAGAAUGUAAGGUAAUGUUGCAGAGGGGUGAGGGGAUGAUUUAAUGUAGGUUUGGAUGAGUAGUGGGGGAUGGUGGUAAUGAAGCCUCUCCACGUGUCCCCUGGGUGGGUCACUGCACAGCACAAGUCCUGCUCCAUCAGCCUGAUGUCAGACAGCUCCUUACAAUUUAUCUGUUUGCUCCACUCUGCCUGCCUUUAGUGCUUUCUUAAAGUGACCUCAGCUCGCGGGUGAGGAGGCUGCUCUCAUGCAUACUGUAGGCUGCCCUCCUUUUUUUAGGUGGAAUACGGUAAUGCUCUCUGCAGUCACUCACCACAGCCAGUGAAGCGGCUUUUUCAGUCCUGCCUCAGAUGUAGUCGGACCAGUCUGGGAGGAGGUGCGUGUGGAGGUGGUGCGUCCACCUGGACCACUGUUUGUCCUGGAGUACUGAGUCUCCAUAGCCACUGGGGGGGACUCCGGCACCAAGCCUCAGGCUGAGGCUGGACCAUGGGCUGUUCUGGCAGCAAAGCAUGCCGUAGUGCUCCCUGCGCUGCAGAGAGGCGUGAUGAAGCCUCGAGGCAGUGCAGGGAACUGUCCCAGGAGCUGGUCAACCUUCGAGGAGAGCUGGUCUGCUCUGUCCAUUCAUCUGAGCGUCUGGAGAAGGAGAAGGAGGACCUGCGUGUUUCUCUGGAGGAUGCACUGCAGAAUCUCCAAGAGCAGCACCAGCAGGACCUGGCUGAGCUGGAGAAGAGGCUGCAGGCCUUCUACCAGGCUGAGUGGGAUAAAGUUCAUCUCACCUACCAGGAGGAAGCUGACAAAUGCAAGACUCUCAUGCAACAGCAGAUGGAAGAGCUUAAAGCCAACCAUGAAGCCAUGAAGCUGGAACUAGAGAACAGCCACGUAGAACAGCUGCAAUGUGUUAAACAGCAGUAUGAAAUGUCACUGGAAGAGCUCAGGAAAGUUCACAAUCAGGAGCUGCAGUCUCUUGACAAAACCCUAAAAGAUGCUGAAGCGGCUCUAUCUGGACAGAUUCAAGAGCUGACUGUGGAGAAUAAUGCUCUAAUUGAGAAGCUAACUGCAGAGGAGAACAGGAGGAAAGACCUGGCCGACAAGACUCAGAAGGACUCUCACACCCUUUAUCUGGAGCAGGAGCUAGAAAGUCUCAAAGUGGUGCUGGAUAUCAAAAACAAGCAGCUCCACCAACAGGAGAAGAAGCUGAUGGAGAUUGACAAACUGACAGAGAAAAAUGUGAAGUUGGACGAGAGCCUUAAAAAAGUCCAGCAGGAGAAUGAAGACUUUAAAGCCCGCAUGGAGAGACAUGCUGCUCUGUCGAGGCAGCUGUCUACAGAGCAGGCCAUGCUGCAGGAGUCCCUUCAGAAGGAGUCCAAGGUGAACAAGCGUCUGUCCAUGGAGAACGAGGAGCUGCUGUGGAAGCUCCAUAACGGAGACCUGAGCAGCCCACGCAAGGUGUCACCCACCUCCCCCUCCCCCUCCCACUCCUUCAGCCUCCAAUCCCCUCGCAGCUCCGGCCUCUUCUCCAGCCCUCCAGUCUCACCCAGAUAACAAUGGACCCCUGCUUCCAGGAAGCAGAGCCUCAUGUUUGAGUUAUCCCCUCUGGAAUUAAGAGCCAUGUUUGUUUCCUGCUCAGUUUAGCCAAACAACAAUCUGACCUUGGCUCCUUGAGGAUCGGAUGAACUCUGACACUUUCUGUACAGAGAUGCUACAGGGUGUAAAAGGAAAAAAAACAAAAAAAAGAAGAAAAUGUUGCACAGAAGCACUUAUUAAGCAAGGCCACCUUGUUCUUUGCCUUUCACAUCUGAUACUGUGGAUGAGGAAAAAGGAAAUCUCAGGACUUCUAUGUAAUCAAACACUACUUUUAUUUGUAGAUGUAUUCAGUGGCUUGUCUUUCCUGAAGCUCAGCACACGCACACAAACAGUACAUGCAGUUUUAAAACAAAGACACACACGUACAGAUUUGGCCUUGCAGAGUGAGAGAAAGCUUUGGUUUUUUGUCCCUGGAGACCAAAGCCAUGGAAAGUCUGAGUUCAAAAUAUUUCAGGGUGGAUCUUUAUUACAGAUAUCAAAGGAAUCUGGGAUUGCUUCUGUUGGAUUCCUGCACCAUUUCUCACAGCUAACUACAAACAGUCAGAAUCUAAAUACUACUAACAUCCCACUGCUAGUCGGUACGUCAGGGCUGACUGUCUAAAGGAGGAAUGUUCACUUUCAGGCUGUUUUCGUGCUCACAACACUCGUGGUGAUGUUCAGAAUUUUCCUGCUAUUUUUUUAAGGGUGGAUUUUUUUAAGGAUCAUCUGUGGCCUCUAACAUUUCUGUCUUCAUGUUUAUUUGUGUGACCAAGGGACCAAUCCACGUAUUUGUGCAUGUGUUUGAGUCUUGUCAAUCACCCCUUACCGAAGCCUCCCAAUGCAGCUUUAAAGUCAGGGUCUUUGCAGAGAGAAGCAGCUUCACUUGUACAUGUCAGAGGCAAUGUAUCUUGGAAAUGUUUCAGAGAGUAUUUUGUGUGGAAUUAAUAUUAUAGGUGUGUUGACCCUGUUUGAAAUAUGCAAUUAAUAAAGUCUUGUAUUAAACCUG
Amphiprion ocellaris (clown anemonefish) is the source of this 6829-nucleotide messenger RNA. It is a transcript of the gene mtus1a, whose product is annotated as microtubule associated tumor suppressor 1a. Lineage: Eukaryota; Metazoa; Chordata; Actinopteri; Pomacentridae. Gene Ontology annotation, molecular function: microtubule binding. The record is from RefSeq and is a predicted model, not a curated record. The transcript has 9 exons. Bases 4747 to 5802 code for a protein of 351 amino acids. Gene Ontology annotation, cellular component: cytoplasm; nucleus.